CCCCGUUGAGAUCUUCUCCUUCUCUUGUGUCUGCGGCUUCUCGUGAAGAAAGUUCUCAUCUUUCUCUCAAUCCAACAUGGCCUCUUCAUCUUAAAGGAAAUACGCAUCCAAAAGAGAUGUUGGCCAGUGACGAGUGAACAAAAUCUUCUCAGGGAUAGUGUUUCUCGGCGAACCUUAUCGAGAAAGCUUGGUUCACCCUUUGACGCAAUGGAAAACCUUAUUGCCUUGACAAACCUCAACCCUAACUCCCCAUCAACGUCUUUUUCUUCACGGCUAUGGAGGCCGGCAGCACAGCGGAUCAUUCGAAACCAGUGGUCGAAGCUACUCUUCGCCAAGGACCGCUGGCUCUCCGCCAUCUCUGAAGGUCGAGCACAUGCGACAUUCCUUGUGAAUGCCUAUCUAUCCCGCAGGUACUUGCCUCACAUGGAUAUGGGGGUUCUGAAGGGGAUGAGUGGAAUCCAAGAGAAUGCUUGUGAGAAAUUGACUCGAAAGCAGGAGCUUUAUUGUGAGAAGUUGUUGUCAUCUUAUAAGGAUAUGGUUGGAGUGGUUUCUGACUUGGUCAAAGUGUCCAAAUCUAUGCGAUGCUUCAUCAAAGGAUCAGCUUGCAAUAACCUAAUACAAUUUUCUGAUGUUUCGGGAGAUAUAAGUGACCCUGGAGAUGGAGAGGGGAUACCAGUUUUUGCACACUUUUCAAUCUUAGAAUUUGAAAAUCUGGCGCAAGAGAUUGUUGAGAUGUAUGCAUCAGAGCUGAGUUUGAAGCGGCUGAUUGUGGUUGAACUGCUGUCUCUUAACGAGCAAGAAGCCAUUGGAGAACAAAUCAAUGAUCCUAGCUGGCAAACUGAGUUGUAUCUCGGAGAAUUUGACAAUUUGCAAAUGAUCGGUUUACUUUCUGGAGAGGACUUUCUGCCUCUUCUGCCAAGACUAAAAAAUUGGAAAUCCAAUGAUUAUUUUGUUGAGAGACCUUGCCAUAAAAAAACUAGUGAGGUCCUACAGGUUUACUUAACCAUAUGGCUUGCUGAAGUCAAUAUUAAUAUUAACAGGGUGGAUGAAAUAUUUUCAAUCAUUGAGGACGAGAUACAAAUAAAGCUUUCUUAGUGUCCUCGAUUUACAUGUUGCAGGGAUGCUGAACUUCAAACUUCCUUAAUUUGUGUGAAGCUACAUGCCUCCGCCGCGGCGCCGCCACCAAGGAGGGAGAGGGAGGGACUGUACGAGAGGUGACGGAGCUCGACUAUAAAUUUUGCGGCAGUGGUAGCCGGCCCCUUUAUUGUGAUCAAUUGCGAUCAACGCUACUUGCCAUCUUUAUGUUGGUUUAUUUUUUGUCGAUUUUUUUGGGUAUAUCUUUCAAUUUGGAUGCCAGUUUGGACAUUCAUCAAUAUUUAGGGUGUUUUUGAUUUGGAAGUGUUCCAUGGAAGUGAUGAAUUUUAAGUGUUGUUAGAGUAUUAUACAUAUACUGUGUACUUAUACAUAUAUUUUUGUGUAUACCUACUCAUGUGUACACCUCUCUUGUAUUUAUAAGGGGUGGUUUCUCUCUAAUGAACACACUUAUUCUUUCAUUCAUACUUCCCCAAUCAUGGUAUCAGAGCGCCUACUGAUCUCGCCAGAUCUUUGUCAGACUAUAGUCCGGUCUGUGACGUUGACGUCGACGUUUGUUUGGUCCAUCUCUGUCAGAGUUCAUCAUCUGCUAGGCCUUCCCCGUUUUCUUCCAGCGUUAUCAUUUUCAUGUCCCUUGUUCUCCGACAGGCAUUGUUCUAUCUCCGACAGUGUUGAUAAAAUCCUCACGGGUUUUGUUUGCUCUUCGACGAUCGUUGACAGCCCCAUCGUGAC
Molecule: messenger RNA, 1824 nt
Organism: Dioscorea cayenensis subsp. rotundata (Guinea yam)
Lineage: Eukaryota; Viridiplantae; Streptophyta; Magnoliopsida; Dioscoreales; Dioscoreaceae
Exons: 10
Coding region: 208-1095 (295 amino acids)
Source: RefSeq, a predicted model, not a curated record